UAUUCGAAAUCAAUUCGAAGGGAAUUUAGGGUUCAUUUCACCAUCUCCGAUUUCGAAUUCCCAAAAGCAAAAGAGAGCAACCGGAGCCUAAUCCAGAGGAAGAAGAUGAUCGAAGUAGUGCUCAACGAUCGAUUGGGGAAGAAGGUGCGAGUGAAGUGCAACGAGGAUGAUACGAUCGGCGAUCUGAAGAAGCUGGUUGCGGCGCAGACCGGAACUCGAGCCGACAAGAUCAGGAUCCAGAAGUGGUACAACAUCUACAAGGAUCACAUCACUCUCAAGGACUACGAGAUCCACGACGGCAUGGGACUCGAGCUCUACUACAACUAAAUGCUUUUCAUCCCUUCUUCCUCGAUCGGUGUUAAAUAACGGAAGGCCGCGCUGCUAAACAAAAGGUACUGUCGUGUGUGAUGGAUAUGAUCUGUAUAAUAUAUAUAUAUAUAAUACUUUCGUGCCUUAACGAUAAUUGGGAUGAAACAAAUGCACAUCUCGUCUCUUUAUUACGCUUAAAUACUCUGAUUCGAUUGUGGUCUCUCUC
Molecule: messenger RNA, 535 nt
Organism: Tarenaya hassleriana
Lineage: Eukaryota; Viridiplantae; Streptophyta; Magnoliopsida; Brassicales; Cleomaceae
Product: ubiquitin-like protein 5
Exons: 2
Coding region: 106-327 (73 amino acids)
Biological process (GO): mRNA splicing, via spliceosome; protein modification process
Cellular component (GO): cytoplasm; nucleus
Molecular function (GO): protein binding; protein tag activity
Source: RefSeq, a predicted model, not a curated record